Carlito syrichta (Philippine tarsier) is the source of this 330-nucleotide messenger RNA. RefSeq names its product PDZ domain-containing protein 2-like. Lineage: Eukaryota; Metazoa; Chordata; Mammalia; Primates; Tarsiidae. The coding region runs from base 1 to 330 and encodes 109 amino acids. Gene Ontology annotation, molecular function: protein binding. The transcript is spliced from 3 exons. The record is from RefSeq and is a predicted model, not a curated record.
AUGGAUCAGCCCAGGCCCUCCACCAGGCAGAAGCCUCCACGGUCAAGGGGAGGGGGAUGCUGUCCAGAAAGGCCAUUCCCCCUGGAGCCUGGAAUUGGGGAAAACGUGACCGUCCAUGAUGCUCUGUGUGUCAAAGUGCUGAAGACCUCAGCGGGGCUAGCGUUGAGUCUGGAUGGAGGAAAAUCAUCUGUGUCUAAAGAUGGGUCCCUGGUCAUUAAAAGAGUGUCCAAAGGUGGUGCCACUGAACAAGCUGGAGUAAGAGAAGCUGGAGAUGAAAUUCUGGCUAUUAAUGGGAAACCCCUGGUUGGGCUCCUGCAAUUCGAAACCUGA